ACGUCUAAAGACCGUGUCAACUGAACCGCCUGCUUCGUGCAUUCCAGGGUAAUUCCAUUCGGGUCAUUAGGCUACAGAAUAUUUGUUAAGGCAUCACACCAUUCUCAAGCUAUACGAUACAUUCUGAACGAAAACACCACAAAGGAACUGCUUUGAAUAUUGUAUGACCAGUAAAAUUCGACUGUUUGGAGGACACCCAUCCCGUCCAUACUGCGGCCACCAUCUAUCUCCAGCAGGCUCGAGGCUCUGCCCCGGAACGUGUAUUCAUCCCGCUGUGGUCAUCAUCCGGGAUUGCGCUGCAAUAAAACUUUCGUCCAUCUGCUUUGACAUCUCGGCGACUCCCGCGUUCUCUGCUAAAGCAAAGAACGAGGACAUUAUUCAAUGGCUAUUAGGUCUCUACCUACAGAACGAUUAUUUAUCAGGCUCGCGUGUGUGUUUGUUUUAGUGUUUCAUACCGAAACGUAUGAUAUGAUGACAAUUGCCUAGGAUUAGCUAGAUGACAAUUCGUUUUCCAAUGUUCCCAAAGAGGGAAGCCUGAUGCUAUGAGGGUGUUUUGACACAUCCAAGUGACGCGUGUGAUGUUAGUUGUUUAUCAGCAACAGGAAUCAAGGAUAUUCGUAAUGCAGUUUGUUACGUUUGAAGGCGGUUACAUUGAAACAAUGUAUCAUAAUGGCAUCACGUCUCGUGCCUGGGAAGCGAAUUGAUGAUGGAUUGUUGUUACAUUGUAGCUACCCGAUUGUAAUAGUUUACUUCUUUUUGCGUGUUAUUGGUGAGCUAUUUUUCCAUUACGUGGAGAUGGUGAUUAUAUUUUUCCAGCGUGCCCUUCGUCGUCAUCAUUCGGCUCCUGUGUUCCAUUUUUGAAUUUCUUCGAGGCUGACACGUAUGCUACAGUAAGGAUUUUAUCACAGAAUAUACAAACAUGGGAACUCAGAUUACUGGCACUGGAAGAAAAAGAAUCCCCAACAGGGAGAGACUGACCGCAGAGGACGAUGCCCUCAAUCAAAUCGCUCGAGAGGCUGAGGCGAGACUGGCAGCGAAGCGGGCGGCCAGAGCAGAGGCACGGGAGAUACGCAUGAAGGAACUGGAGAGACAGCAGAAAGAGGAGGAGAGUGAGAGGUACUCCUCCCGUCCUUCACGGAGACACACGUCGAUCUCAGACGAUGAGGAACGGAUGUCGGUGGGGAGCCGAGGAAGCCUUAGGCCUUCAGACUACAGUGGUUUUCUGGGCUCCAACUCUCGGGCCUCGUCCAGGGCCAGCUCUGCCCGUGCCAGCCCAGUGGUGGAAGAGAGAUCAGACAGGGACUUCCUGGAAAAGGGUUCCAGGACUGCCUCUACUCUCUCAGCAGCCACUCUAGCAUCGCUGGGAGGGCCCUCCUCUCGCAGAGGCAGCUGUGACACCUCUAUCUCAGUAGAGACAGAGGCCUCCAUUCGAGAGAUAAAGGACUCCCUGGUGGAGUCUGAGGAGAAGUACCGUAAGGCCAUGGUGUCCAACGCCCAGCUACACAACGAGAAGUCCAACCUCAUGUACCAGGUGGACACGCUGAAGGACUCGCUCAUUGAGCUGGAGGAGCAGCUGUACGAGUCUAAACGAGAGUACAACGACAAGGCCAAGGAGUUUGAGAGGGAGAGGCACGCCCACAGUGUUCUGCAGCGCCAGUUUAACGAGAUGAGAGAGACGCUGAAACAGAGUGAAGAACUGUUAACCGAGGUGGGCCAGCUGCGUCUCAAACAGGACAGCUGUGUUAGGGAGAUCUCCGACCUGCAGGAGACCCUCGGAUGGAAGGAGAAAAAGAUUGGGGCCUUAGAGAGACAGAGGGAAUUCUCAGACGCCGGCGUGCGGGAUGAGCGGGAUAAGCUCAGGGAUCAGGUGGUCCACCUCAAAGACACUCUGAAGAAACAUGGGAUAGUGCUGUCACCUGAAGUAACCACCAAUGGGGAUGCAGGACAGAUGAUUGACGGGCCUCGCAGUGCAGACUCUACCUCCCGAUUGGCUCAGGAGUCCCAGCCGUCUCAUGGUGGGGAGAGCAUGCUUGGCGAAGCACCAGAGAUGCAGUUUGACCAUGGCGAGGUGACGACACCAGGGGGAGGCAGACUUCUACAUGAGGCUGACAACUACUCACAUGACCAGGAGAGGGCACUACUGGAGAUAGAAUCUUCGGACAAGUUGAACCAAGACAAGUUGAAUGACAGCCUGCAGCAACAAACAGACACUGAAGCAGAGCAGUCCAAGUACUGUGACCAAGAGACCCAGGUGGAUGUUGCUGUACCUGAAGAAGCCAUUUUGGUGCAUUUUGGUGACAAAGAGACUCAGAUUGAAUAUGAAGAAGAGAAACCCCAAUAUUGCUGCACAGAAACUCUGGUGGAACCUGCUGAACUUGAGGGAGCCAUUUUGGUUCAAAGGGAAUAUACAGAUGGUGGCAGUGACAAUGGAGAGGGGUUGAAUCAAAGAGGAUUUGAACCAGAAUCCCAGGAACAGGCAGAGAAUGAGGAAAACAGUGGGGAAAGUAACAAGGAAGCUGUACCAGUAAGCGGUGGCACUGACGGACAAUGUGAGGAAAACACAAACCUUGAGAAAGGACGGGAAAACACAGAGCUUCUCACAGCUGUGUCUACUGACUCUGAAGAACAGGACAUCUCUGGCCCAACUCUCUGUGAUGAGACAGAGGCAACUCUUAGUCAAAUCCAAAGGGACCUGCAAGGAGAGAACACCCAGGAGUAUGAUCCUGGGACUAAAGGUCAAGUCAUUCCAGAAAACUCAAGGAUCACGGAAUCUGAGAUGAUUAAGAUGAUUCUGAGGAUUUCUGUAUGUCUAGGGGAGGCAAAGACCAGCCCAAAUCAGAUCUCUCAGGGAUCAUUAAAGAAAACAGAAACAAUAGGGAUGGAGAUGAAGAAUCAUCCAGGGCAUCCUGCAGAGCAUCAGGCAGAGACUGGCCAAGUAACAUCUACUGGAACAUCUGCUAUCUCAUCUACAGUCUCUAAUGAACUGUUUAUCUCUGAAUGUCCUGACGAGGUUGGAAUCAAGACAGAUCAGCUCAUAAUAAACACUUUAAGUGAAUUUGAGAAAGACACACAGAAUUCUCUAGAACUUCAGCAACAUCCGAAUGAUCAUUUCAGGACAGAAAGCUCUGUGGAAAUUGUGCCGAAGAUCACAGACUCUGACGGACAGAAAUUAUCUGAGAGGGUUGAAGAGCUGGAGUCGAGUUCAGUGGAGAGCAAGCCAGAUCAGAUUUGGCAGGAAUCUGUAUGUGGCAUGAAGGAAGAUGAACCAAAUACUAAAGAGCUUCAGGCAAAGGAGCUCCCAUCCACUAUCUCUGACAAAAUGGUAACACCUAUCAUAACAGAGGAGGGGAAGACUAGACUAGACGAACAGGUGAUCCCUGAUUUACCAGAGAGGCUAGAAACCAGCUUAGUAAAUACCUUACCAGGAGUUCAAGGUGAUCAGAAGAUGGAUGUAGCAGAAUCAAGGGAGAAACAAGGAUGUACCUGUAAAUGUACAUGUAAACAAUCCGAGAGUGAUCAAGUACUGAUGGAAAACUCACUGGAUGUAGCUCUAACUCAGAGGAUCAGCGACUCUAGUGGAGAGGUUAUCUCAGACAGGACAGAGGAGGUAGAGCCCAGCCCAGACAGGAUCCAGUCAGAAUCACCCAGUCGUGUAGAGAGAGAAGAAUGGUGCAUCAUUGAGGAGAACAUCUAUGAGGAGAAUCUCCAGCAGGAAGCCAUUCAGGAGGAGCAACAGACAGAACAGGGGGAGGCUUCAACAAGUUCACCAGCAGGGGGAGACAAUGAGUUAAACGAUGGGGCCUCCGCUGGAUAUAUAGACAGUUGUGAAGAAGCCGUUCUAAUUGUGAAAGAGGAGGAAACCUAUCUAUCUGUAGAAGAAGAGCACAUCAGCUCCUCACCCGGACCCUCGGCACUUGGCCAAGAGAUACAGCCAUUACCUGAGGCGGUGGAGGGGAGAGAGCGCCCCCCAGUGGAAGAAGCCCAGAAACAGGAGAGCGGUGUAAGAAAGGGACAAAGGGGCAAUAGGAAGGGCAAGGGCAAAGUUCCUUGCAAAGUAAACUAGUUGACGAGCACCGUACUCUCAAAGUGUUAUUUGAUGUGUAAUAGACUACUGACUGGGGUUGCAGCCAGUCUCUGUGGGUUUCUUUGUUUUACUCAAAGGAAUUACAGGUUUUAUUUAAUGAAUUAUUUAGUGCCUUGAAUAAAUUAACCAUGUUGAAGAGCGAUCGGUUUUGUUUUAUUUUGCACUAUUGCAUACUGAUUUCUGGCUUCCAUAAAACCUCUCCAAGCUUCCAUUUAUCCACAGGGGGUCGGAUUAUAUUACACAACAACAAUUCUGUAUUGUCCACCAAACUUCCAUUUAUCCACAGGAGGUCAGAUUAUAUUACACAACAACAAUUCU
Oncorhynchus nerka (sockeye salmon) is the source of this 4402-nucleotide messenger RNA. RefSeq names its product leucine rich repeat (in FLII) interacting protein 1b (gene lrrfip1b). Gene Ontology annotation, molecular function: DNA-binding transcription factor activity, RNA polymerase II-specific; RNA polymerase II cis-regulatory region sequence-specific DNA binding. The transcript has 12 exons. The coding region runs from base 920 to 4063 and encodes 1047 amino acids. Gene Ontology annotation, biological process: regulation of transcription by RNA polymerase II. NCBI's taxonomy places the organism in Eukaryota, Metazoa, Chordata, Actinopteri, Salmoniformes, Salmonidae. The record is from RefSeq and is a predicted model, not a curated record.